AUGCGUCUUCUGAAGAUCAACCAUGAUGGCAACUUCGGCCUCACCAAGUUCGGACCUAACGAUAUUCCUCCAUACGCCAUUCUCUCGCACACAUGGGAAGCAGACAACCAGGAGCUCACUUUCCAAGAAAUGAUGACUGGAACCGGAAGAAGCAAGGCAGGCUACAGAAAGAUUCAGUUCUGCGGAGAUCAAGCAAAGAAAGACGGUCUGGAGUACUUCUGGGUAGACAGCUGUUGCAUCGAUAAAACAAGCAGCGCUGAGCUCUCUGAAGCUAUCAACUCCAUGUUUCGCUGGUAUCAGAAUGCCGUCAAAUGCUACGUCUAUCUCUCCGAUGUGUCAAAAGGCGAUAUUAUACGCUCCGGGCCCUCUCAGCUUCUAGGUAAUUCAGCUUUGGGCCAGAGCAGGUGGUUCACACGAGGUUGGACACUUCAAGAGCUUCUUGCACCACUAUCAGUCGAGUUUUUUUCAAAAGAGGGCGAAUCGCUUGGCGAUAAGAAAUCCCUAGAACGGCUACUCUCCAAUACUACUGGUGUGGCGGUCAAGGCACUUCAAGGAACUCCUUUGUAUGAGUUUAGGACCUAUGAACGAUUAUUAUGGGCGGUAAAACGACAGACAACAAUCGAAGAAGAUCAAGCGUACUGUCUGCUGGGUAUAUUUGGUAUACACAUGCCGCUUAUUUAUGGUGAAGGAGUAAAGAAUGCAUCGAUUCGGCUUGGAGAGGUGAUCGGCAAGCGUUAUGGCGUCAAAGAUACAGGACCGCUACCACAACUCCCAGGUAUGCUCUCUCCGUUGUUAGUACGCUCUUGGGCUUGCAAUUGA
Mytilinidion resinicola is the source of this 819-nucleotide messenger RNA. RefSeq lists its product as uncharacterized. The record is from RefSeq and is a predicted model, not a curated record. The transcript has a single exon. Bases 1 to 819 code for a protein of 272 amino acids. NCBI's taxonomy places the organism in Eukaryota, Fungi, Ascomycota, Dothideomycetes, Mytilinidiales, Mytilinidiaceae.